Molecule: messenger RNA, 1814 nt
Organism: Triplophysa rosa
Lineage: Eukaryota; Metazoa; Chordata; Actinopteri; Cypriniformes; Nemacheilidae
Gene: trmt61b
Product: tRNA methyltransferase 61B
Exons: 7
Coding region: 312-1703 (463 amino acids)
Biological process (GO): tRNA methylation
Cellular component (GO): tRNA (m1A) methyltransferase complex
Source: RefSeq, a predicted model, not a curated record
UUCCAUCAUGGCGCCGCCCUGUCAGAGUCUUGCUGUACUUCACUGCUGGGCUGUAUUUUUGCAGGUCUUUACAAGAUAACACAAGAUAAGUGUGUUCUAACACUCGUAUCAUGCCUCUUGACAAUUUUUCUGAUUACUCAGGGUAAUAAAUCGAGGUGGUUUUGAACUUGAUCGGUAUACGCAACGUUGGUACUGAAACACAGUGUCAUUGCUACGUGUACAUUUAGCGUAGAAAUAAUCAUUUUUGCUAGAACUGAAAUCUAAAAAGAUAUUCAAUCUUAACGUUAAUGUAAACUACAAGGCUUUAAACUAUGGCAUUCGGACUGAAUUUAGGGCUCUCAUUCAUGACCCGUAAAUUUUCCAGAAAGUGUUUCAUGUGUUUUGAAAGACAUAAUGUGGUUCAAGUUAAACCAUUUCUUUCUGGACUGAGGAGCUUUGCAUCUGACCAAGACGAUUCCAAACGAGACAGCAGAAGCUCAGACGCAUCAGUGACACCUGCCUUCACCUCCCCAUCGUUCUCUCAUAGAGCUUCUUUGUUUGGGAGGCGUAGACCUUUGUCCCCACUUGAGAGGGUGAGUCAGCUGCUACCUGAAGACACUUUGAGCCAGGAGGUUUGGGAUCUGCGAGACACGAGAAACUCAGAGGUGGGACGUCUAGAGAGAAACACAGAAAAUGAUGUGAAACAGAACUGUCAAAAUGAGAGGCUGGAGAAAGAAGAGGCAGCUUCUCAUGAACAGGCAACAGCACAUGCAUGUGUGUCUGGGGAAAAGCCGAUAAGCUUCGGAGAAACUCUGCUUGCCGAAUAUCGUCGAAAUAGGCGCAUGGAGUUUCGGAAAAUGUUCCAGCUCAAGGAGGGCCUGAAGAUCCAUAGCAACUGGGGACUAAUAGCUCAUGAGGACAUUGAGGGGCGUCCCACUGGGAGGAUCUUACACACUUCAAUGGGAAUCCCAAUUCUCAUUCGACGACCCAGUCUAGAGGAAUUUACUCUCUUCAUGAAGAGAGGGCCAGCUAUUGCAUAUCCUAAGGAUGCAAGUGCAAUGUUGACCAUGAUGGACGUCACUGAAGGAGAUUGUGUCCUCGACUCAGGCUCCGGAUCUGGAGCUAUGAGCCUUUUCUUGUCCAGGGCAGUGGGUUGUAAGGGAAGUGUUUUGAGUAUGGAGAUAAGGGAGGACCAUCACAGACGUGCUGUAUUGAACUACCAGCGUUGGCGCUCUUCGUGGAGCAUUCGGCAAGGAGAAAAAUGGCCUGAUAAUGUCCACUUUUACCAUGGAGACCUCAUAUCUGCUGGUUCUCUUCUGUCUGGGCGAGGUUUUAACUCAGUUGCCUUGGAUAUGAUUAAUCCCCAUUUAGCUUUACCUGCUGUGGUUCCUCACCUCCAUUCUGGAUCUGUGUGUGCUGUUUAUCAAGCAAAUAUCACGCAGGUCAUUGAUCUAAUGGAGGGUCUGCGAUGCUCUGCUCUUCCACUGGUGUGUGAACGCAUUAUUGAGGUUCAGUACAGGGAUUGGCUUGUUUCCCCCUCACUCAAAAAAGAUGGCACAUUUAACAGACGAAAAGCCCCCUGUGGAGAUGAUGAUGAAUCUGAACCCAGUGAAGACACAGAAGAUCUGACACCAUUUGGGGAUGUCCCAUACAUUGCACGGCCGCAUCCUGAACAGACUAGCCAUACAGCGUUCCUUGUAAAAUUACGAAAGAUCUUGAAAUAGAAGCCAAGAUCAUCCCAACACUGUGUCCCAUAGGCUUUAUCAAGAACUUUUGCAAUAAAAUGUUUGCUUCAAUACAUUUUUCUUCUUUGAGCAUUUCAACUGAAACAUAAA